CUUGCAGCUCAACUUAAGCGGGAGGAGAAGAGGUCCACCUAGAAGGAACUUUGGUUUCAGAAGAUCCGUCCUUGCCCAUUUCUCUGCCAUGGCCCAACAGUUCCUCUUCCUCCUCUCCCUCCUCACCUACUUCACUGGUGCCUGGGGCCAGUUCACCAUGACUCAGCCACCUUCUCUGUCGGAAUCCCCUGGAGGAACAGUCAGGAUCACCUGUACCAGGGCAGGGGGUAGCAUUUCUGAGUAUUAUGUGAGCUGGUAUCAGCAGAAACCUGGCACUAAACCAGUACUAGUGAUCUAUGAAGAUACUGAGAGACCUUCUGGAAUCCCUGAGCGAUUUUCUGCUUCUGUCGAUUCUUCCUCCAAUUCGGCCACCUUGUCCAUCUCCAAUGUCCAACCAGAAGACGAGGCUGACUAUUACUGUUUGUCUUAUGAUGGCAAUGAUCA
This is a messenger RNA of Pseudonaja textilis, 444 nucleotides long. RefSeq names its product immunoglobulin lambda variable 6-57. The record is from RefSeq and is a predicted model, not a curated record. NCBI's taxonomy places the organism in Eukaryota, Metazoa, Chordata, Lepidosauria, Squamata, Elapidae.